AUGGCAGAGGGCUCCGAGAAGGUGCCGAUCGCCCGAGUGGGCCCCGACGAUGUGGAGCUGUGCCUGCCGCCCGUGAGUGCUGCCGGCUGGCACCGGGCGGGACAGGGUGGCAUCGGGACAAAACCUGUGGGCAUGGGUUGGGAUGGAACGGGAGCCAGCGAGUCGGGACGGGACGGGACGGGUUGGUUUGGGACGGCGUACGCGGCGGCCGCGCCCCCCGCGCCGGGGCGGCUGCUGAAGGCCGGGGCCGCGGUGCUGAUCGCCGGGGCCCUCCUGCUGCUGGCCGGGGCCAUCGGCGCCUUCUACUUCUGGAAAGGCACGGAGCGGCAGGUGUACAACGUUCACUAUACUAUGAGCAUUAAUGGAAAAGUACAAGAUGGAUCAAUGGAAAUAGAUGCUGGAAACAACUUAGAGACAUUCAAAACAGGAAGUGGGAGUGAAGAGGCAGUUGAAGUCCAUGAUUUUCAGAUCGGCAUAACUGGGAUCCGUUUUGCUGAAGGAGAAAAGUGUUACAUCAAAGCCCAGCCAAAAGCUCACAUCCCUGAAGUUGAUGCUAUGGCUAAAGCGAGCCUCUCAUCUGAGCUGGAAGAUGAAAUCAUGCCUGUGAGAUUUGACAAAAACUCCCUUAUCUGGGUGGCUGCAGAUGAGCCUAUCAAGCAUAACAGCUUCCUAAGCCCCAAAAUUCUAGAGCUUUGCAGGGAUCUUCCAAUUUUCUGGCUGCGACCAACAUAUCCCAAAGAUAACCAGAGGAGACAAAUGAAGAGAAACAAGCGCCAGUCAGAACCAAACUUCGAUGAGGAAGACUUGGAAGCUGCUUCUGAAGAAGUAAACCCCAGGUCACGCACCGUGCAGCUGACUCAAGAGCUUGGCCACCAGACUAAUGAAACCAGGCCAAUGGCACAAGAAACUGAUCAAACAUUUAAUCCAGACAACCCAUACAACCAGCUGGAAGGCGAAGGGAUGGCCUUUGACCCCAUGCUGGAUCACCUGGGCGUGUGCUGCAUCGAGUGCCGGCGGAGUUACACGCAGUGCCAGCGGAUCUGCGAGCCCCUCAUGGGCUUCCAGCCGUGGCCCUACAACUACCAGGGCUGCCGCAGCGCCUGCCGCCUCAUCAUGCCCUGCAGCUGGUGGGUCGCGCGCAUCAUGGGCGUCGUGUGAGCAAAUCCCUCCACCAAAACAAAACCAACUCAAUGGAGCCUUGACAAAAUGAGCAGGAAUACAAUGAACUGUAAAAGACUAAAACCAAAGCAGCCGUACCGAUCCUGCCUUACAAAAUCAGAGCCUGUUUUUCUGCACCAAAAGCAAGGUCAGAUAUUCCAGCUGCAAAUUAAAUGCUCAAGUUAAUAUUUCAUUAGCUUUACAAGAGGCAAGGGUACAAUAGCAAUUGCUGAAUUAAAAAACUGAGACUUCCCAAAAAAAGACAACAUUAAACUUUGCUCAAAAUUGGUUUAGCAGUCCAGAAGCUUGCCCAUAUAUCUAAAUUCAUCCUUUCAAAACAAACGCCUCUCUUUCCAAGCUAUAUGUGAAAAUUUACACCCAAUUAAGCAACUAGCUCAACUUGUACACUUGGGAGUGCCUUUAAUCCAUGUAGCUUACUUAAAUAAAUCACAACUUAAGUUGCUCCCUGUUGCUAUUCAGAGUUGCCAGGUCAUUAUGAAUGGUUAUAAACCAAUUACAGCAUACCUUUCCCACAAAGCUGCUCCAGGGGACACGGGAAAGCGCACAUUGUGCUAAAUCGGAAACAAACAGCAGGAAAAGGGGCUGUGGAAGGGGAUGUGAGUGGCCACAGAAUCAAAACCCUUUGCACAUCCCAACAUCAAAGAAGCCCCAGCAUCAAGAAUCCUGUAUCCAUGAUACCACUGUAGUGUCUAACAAGUAUCUGCUAUCCAGCUACUACAGCAAAAGUAUUUACAUGCAGUUACAGACCAAGGAGUCUCAAGACCCUUCAGAAUGUACAACAGCCACUGUUAUUUAUAAAUCCUUGAACUAGACACUUUUGACACAAGAUUACAACCCCUCUUUAUUUCACAUGGAUAGCAGCCAUUCACACCAGUUCCUUUAGUUUUGCUGAAGCUCACAUCCCUUCCCCACAAGAGAAACUGUUUACCAGAAGGGAGGGGGAAAAAAGAAAAGC
Molecule: messenger RNA, 2134 nt
Organism: Melozone crissalis (California towhee)
Lineage: Eukaryota; Metazoa; Chordata; Aves; Passeriformes; Passerellidae
Gene: CNMD
Product: chondromodulin
Exons: 7
Coding region: 1-1158 (385 amino acids)
Biological process (GO): negative regulation of angiogenesis; negative regulation of endothelial cell proliferation
Source: RefSeq, a predicted model, not a curated record